AUGGAACAGACAACAACAGCUCCUUGGCAGGAGGAGGCCAUCCCAGCCCCUGCGAGCGCCCACACUCAAACCCACACGAGGUCCGAGUCAUCGGCGUCGUCCGAGACGGCGUGCUCAACCAACGAGAAGAGACACUCAUCCACUUCGACAUCCUCCAUCGUCAAGGAAAAAGGUCAUCGCCACACGUGCUCGACCGCGUCGUCAACAGACCUCGAGGCCCAGCUCAGCGAAGUCGACGACUUCUCGCAGAAACGUUUCGGGUUCAUCCGAUACACCGCCCUCAACGUCUACCGCCGCCUUUUCAGCCUCGCCUUCAUCGGCAAUGCCAUCGGAUUCAUCGUCCUCAUGGCCAGGGGCGCCGCCCCGCUGGACCUCGUCAACGCCUCGGCCAUCAACCUCGCCGUCUGCGGCCUCUGCCGCCACCCGCUUGUCGUCAACAUGCUGUUCCUCACCUUCGGCGCCGUCCCGCGGUCCGCCCCAAUGAGGCUGCGCCGCCUGGCCUGCAAGAUCUUCCACCUCGGCGGCGUCCACAGCGGCACGGGCGUGGCGUCGUGCGUCUGGUACAUCGGCUUCGCGGGGGUCUACACGUACAACUUCACGCCCUCGCCGCUGGCCACCGCCGCGCUCGUCCUCAUCUGGAUCGUCCUCGCCUUCCUCCUGGCCAUCAUCAUCGUCGCCCACCCCGCCUUCCGCGCCAAGUGCCACGACUACUUCGAACUCACCCACCGCUUCUCCAACUGGCUCAUCCUCGCCCUCUUCUGGGCACUGCUCUUCCUGCUCGGCUCGCAGCAGCCCUCGCUGGCCGGCUUCCUCCUCCACCUUCCCGCCUUCUGGAUCCUCAUCCUCCUGACGCUCGCCACCAUCCACCCGUGGCUGCUCCUCCGGCGCGUGCCCGUGGUCGCCGAGCCGCUCUCGCCGCACGCCGUGCGCCUGCACUUCGCCCACACGAGCGUGCGCUUCGGCCAGGGCAUCAGCGUCGCGCGCCACCCGCUCGCCGACUGGCACAGCUUCGCCAGCUUCACGGACCAGUUCGACGCGCCGGCCACGCGCUUCUCGUGCCUGGUGUCGCGCGCGGGCGACUGGACGCGCGCCGCCAUCGCCAGCCCGCCCGCGCACCUGUGGACGCGCGGCGUGCCGACCUACGGCUUCGGCUACGUGUUCCGCAUGUUCGAGCGCAUCGUCGUGGUCACCACGGGCUCCGGCAUCGGGCCGUGCCUGUCGUUCAUCGAGGACGCGCGCCGCCCCGCCAUGCGCGUCGUCUGGCAGGCCCGCAGCCCGCUCGAGACGUACGGCCAGCGCACGCUGGACCUGGUCCGCCGCAUGGAUGCCGAGCCCGUCAUCAUUGAUUCCAAGGUCUCGGGCCGCGUCGAUAUGCUGCCCGUCGUGCUGCGGCUGUACAAGGACUUUGGCGCCGACGCGGUGUGCGUGAUCAGUAAUGCGAAGAUGACCAAGAGUUUGGUGUACAGCCUUGAGACGCGCGGGAUCGCCGCGUAUGGGCCGAUUUUCGAUAGUUGAUUGCCAUGGUGGUGG
Molecule: messenger RNA, 1530 nt
Organism: Thermothielavioides terrestris NRRL 8126
Lineage: Eukaryota; Fungi; Ascomycota; Sordariomycetes; Sordariales; Chaetomiaceae
Exons: 1
Coding region: 1-1515 (504 amino acids)
Biological process (GO): regulation of conidium formation; sexual sporulation resulting in formation of a cellular spore; conidium formation
Source: RefSeq, a predicted model, not a curated record